CGGCCCGAGGCGCCUGCGCAGAGCCCAGCGGGCGGGCCGAAAAGCGCGGAGUCACUGCUAGAGGGAGGGGGAGCGGCGUUUGCGGGCAGUUGGAAAGCCCGCGAAACGCUCUUUCCGCCCGCGAGGCGAGGUGAGGGCGCCGGGAUAGGAGGAAGGGGCGGGGCUUCCUGGCCGGGCCCCGCCUUCUCUAUAGGCCAAUAUCCGAGCGCCACGCCGCUUUCCGCUAGGCCCUCAGUCAGAUCUCGGUCAGAAGGCUACUCCUGCCUGCCUUUGCUUGUUGUGUACCCUAGGCAUCCUCAGACACCCCUCACGUCGACCUUCAGACCCGCGGCCGCAGCGCCCGACUGCUCGCUGCCUCCCAGCAUCCCUCCGCCUGGGCCCGCGUGCCGGGCCACGCUCCUCAGAGGGCGGAGAGACCUCGCGACGCCCCUGCGCAGCCGGCGCUGCCUGGGGACUACAUUUCCCAGCGGGCCGAGCGGCCGGCGCGGCGGCUGCGGUCAGGUGACCGAGUCGCAUGACCCGCGGAUUGUCAGUGGGUUCGCCCCGAGGAGAGCUGACCGCCCUGGGCUGCCGCUGACCUCGGCAGAGCUGAGCAAAAAUGUCCCCGGAAUCUAAAAAGCUUUUCAACAUCAUUAUUUUAGGAGUUGCGUUUAUGUUUAUGUUCACUGCCUUUCAAACUUGUGGAAAUGUGGCGCAAACUGUCAUCAGGAGCUUAAAUACCACAGAUUUCCAUGGCAGUGGAUAUACCAGCAUGGCAAUUAUUUACGGGGUGUUCUCAGCCUCAAAUUUGAUCACUCCAUCGGUGGUUGCCAUUGUAGGACCUCAACUCUCUAUGUUUGUCAGUGGUUUAUUUUACAGCAUGUACAUUGCCGUUUUUAUCCAGCCUUUCACAUGGUCCUUCUACACAGCUUCUGUUUUCAUUGGAAUUGCAGCUGCUGUACUUUGGACAGCACAAGGAAACUGCCUGACAAUAAAUUCAGAUGAGCAUACUAUUGGGAGAAACAGUGGAAUUUUCUGGGCACUCUUACAAUCUAGUUUGUUUUUUGGAAAUCUCUACAUAUAUUUUGCCUGGCAAGGGAAAACUCAAAUAUCAGAGAGCGACCGAAGGACAGUGUUCAUUGCCCUUACAGUGAUUAGCCUUGUGGGGACAGUUCUGCUCUUUCUCAUUCGGAAACCAGAGUCUGAGAAUGUCCUGGGAGAAGAUGAAUCUUCUGAUGACCAGGACCUGGAAGUCAACGAGUCUGCCCAGAACAAUAUGACAAAGGCAGUAGAUGCGUUUAAAAAGUCUCUGAAAUUGUGUGUCACCAAGGAGAUGCUCCUCCUCAGUGUUACAACUGCUUACACAGGUCUGGAAUUGACUUUCUUCUCUGGUGUGUAUGGAACCUGUAUUGGUGCUAUAAAUAAAUUUGGAACAGAAGAGAAAAGCCUCAUUGGACUUUCUGGCAUUUUCAUUGGCAUUGGAGAAAUUUUAGGUGGAAGCCUCUUCGGCCUGCUGAGCAAGAAUAAUCGCUUUGGUAGAAAUCCAGUUGUGUUGCUAGGUAUUCUGAUGCACUUUAUCGCUUUCUACUUAAUAUUUCUCAACAUGCCUGGAGACGCCCCCAUCGCUCCUGUGGAGGGAACCGACAGCAGUGCUUACAUCCAACCCAGCAAAGAAGUUGCCCUCCUCUGCAGUUUUCUCUUGGGUCUGGGAGACAGCUGCUUCAAUACCCAGCUGCUUAGUAUUUUAGGCUUUCUCUACUCCGAAGACAGUGCGCCAGCUUUUGCUGUCUUUAAGUUUGUUCAGUCUAUUUGUGCAGCGUUGGCAUUUUUCUACAGCAACUACCUCCUCCUCCACUGGCAGCUCCUGGUCAUGGUGAUAUUUGGGUUUUUGGGAACCAUUUCAUUCUUCACCGUGGAAUGGGAAGCUGCUGCCGUUGUAGCCCGGGGCUCUGACUACCGCAGUAUUUGAGCUGGUGCCAGCGAGGGGCAUGUGCGUCUUCAGAAAACACGGUCAGACACAGAGCUCGGCUGAAGAAGCCAUGUUCCUUUUCACACCGUGUUGGAUGGUGAUCUGUAUGGAAAAUCAAAGAAGUAAGACUUCAGCCAGCCAGUGCUGGUGUUCAAGUUUACAGAUCUUAGCUAUUUAAAUCAAGUGGAAUAAGGGAAACCUGUCUGUCUAUUAUAAUUAUUCAAAGCUGUUUUUCGGUUCAGCUAUGUCGAGUCCUCUCUAAUCAUGUUACAGAUUGUAAAUGUUUUCUUCUCCUCCAGUGCUUGCUGGAAGAUGAUGCCGUGAUCAGAACACUAGGCCAUCUGUCAUAGAAAGCGUGUAUGGGCUGCAUCUUACUACCUGACAAUAGGGAGUCACUCCACGUGUGUGCUCGGGAAUCACAUUUUAAUAAUUAACUUUGAAAAGCUUCCUUCCUCUUGAAAUGUUUUGUUUGAGAAGUUUUCUUACCUUGUAGUUCAUAGCUUUUAAGUGGCCAAUGAAGUAUUAUAAGAUGGAGUGAAAUGAUCUUAAGUCUUAAAAACAUGGAUUUAACAUCUAUAAAUGAACGAAAACACAUUCAGAAAGCAAACACAUGGGCUGGUCCCAUGGCUUAGUGGUUAAGGGAGUCGGAUCCCACAGGCCAACCAUGGCUCAACUGCCAGUUCCAGGGGCUUGCAAACCAUGCCGACCUGUGUGUCCGU
Molecule: messenger RNA, 2667 nt
Organism: Tupaia belangeri chinensis (Chinese tree shrew)
Lineage: Eukaryota; Metazoa; Chordata; Mammalia; Scandentia; Tupaiidae
Gene: MFSD11
Product: major facilitator superfamily domain containing 11
Exons: 14
Coding region: 599-1948 (449 amino acids)
Source: RefSeq, a predicted model, not a curated record